AUGGCAAAAUCCCCCGUAUUACGUUUCCCAAUCUCGGGACAAGACGAUGGCUCCUUCUUGGUCGAGGUCUCUUCAAACGGGUCACAACCACUGGACCUGAAACUUGUCGGAUCGGAAAGCACCGCCGUGUUCAUGGUCAAGUUGCGUCAUAGGAGGAUCGCCGCGUGUAAGGCUUCAGGUGGUCACUGCACCGAUCAGGAGUGGCAACAGAUCUUGACUUCAUCCUUGGUCGAGCAGCAACCCCUGCGCGACAUUGAGAUCAAGGCCAACGUCGAAUCGGACGGAUCGUGCGUCACUCUGUCCUUCCGGAAGAACAUCCAAGGUAUCACACAACGCCUGGGAUCCAUCAAGCUAGAGGAGAAUGACAAGACCGAGAUCUCGCCCUUCGAUUGGUGCGUCGCCGCCCUCGCAUCCAAGGACAAGGUCACGGAAGAUCUAGCCACAGCUACCGCCAAGGUCGAGUCCCUGGAGAAGUCCAUCAACGAACUCAAGGGGCAUCUAGACGAGCUCAUCAAGGCGAAAGAUGAUGAUGAAACCCAACUUCUGGAGAAGUUCAGAGACCUCAUAAACGAGAAGAAGGUCAAGAUCCGGCAACAGCAGCGCUUACUUGCAUCAGCCAGCGUGGACCCCGACAAGCUCGCCAAGGUCGGCGCAAGUCAAGGCUCGCUGAACCGGCCUGCAGGGAAAUCUCGCGCCUCGAAGCGGAAGGCCGUCAAGGACGAGGCAGACAGUAGUGACGAUGAUGGCUUCGAGAAGAUGGACGUCGACAACGGCGACGCUAACAAUGCCGGCCAGGAAUCAGAGCAAGGAGAUGGGCAGCUGGCGACGACGGAGGAUGACACACCAAGUGAAGCCGAUAGCGAAGCAGAACCAGCGCCUCCUGCGGUCAAAUCGCAGAAGAUGGACGCCGCGCCCCCUAGUCGAAACACGCGUUGUUCGCAAGCCAGAAAGUCUCCUUCACUGGCAGGCUCGGAUGGUAGCAGCGACGCGCCUCCGCCACGGCGGAAUUUGCCAUUCAUGCAAGGCAAGAAGAAAGCAGCGCCGCCGCCGGCGCCUGCGGAUGAUGAGGAAACGGCAUCGGAUGAUGAUGAGCUAUGA
Messenger RNA from Anthostomella pinea, 1098 nucleotides. NCBI's taxonomy places the organism in Eukaryota, Fungi, Ascomycota, Sordariomycetes, Xylariales, Xylariaceae. The record is from the annotation of a GenBank genome assembly.